Molecule: messenger RNA, 4195 nt
Organism: Microplitis demolitor
Lineage: Eukaryota; Metazoa; Arthropoda; Insecta; Hymenoptera; Braconidae
Product: dentin sialophosphoprotein
Exons: 3
Coding region: 250-3972 (1240 amino acids)
Source: RefSeq, a predicted model, not a curated record
ACGUGCUUACAACUGUACAUUAACUUUUUCGGCUUAUUGUUAAAAAUUAAUUAUUUAAAUAAAUAAUUAAUUAUCUUCAAAAAAUAAAUAACAACUCGUUAUUUAUUUUUCCCCCCCAAAAGUUAGUACGACCCCUGAUUAAAAAUAUUAAGUGCAGUGUAAAAAAUAAAUAUUGUUUGUCAACACUGUGAGGUUAUGUUGUCAAAUAAAAUCAUAUAUUUAUUUAUAAAAUAAAAUAAAUUAUAAAUAAUGGCAAGACGAAAAAGUCUUAAUCGUCGACGUUCACGAAGAUCAUUAAAUGUCUCUGGUAUUCUUAAUGAUGAUACUAAUGCUUAUGAGGAAGAUAAUGAUCUCUGGUUUGAUAAUCUUCCAAAUGAAUCAAAUAUAUCAAAAUACAGGGCCUCUGAUUCUCGGUCAAGAUAUUCAAAGUCUAUUUUAAAUUCCGACUCGCAAGUUGUCGACAGUAUUGGUAAUGAUGAUAAAUUUUGGGAAAAUUUGAAUAAGACGAGCCAAGAUCUUUUUGCUCGUGAAAAUUCAGCUCCAGUACCAGGACAUAGUAAAUCAGCGAGAAAAUCCAAUACAUUGAAUGAAACCUUGACAUCAGAGGCAUCUACGACACAUGCAAUAAAAAAAAGAAAAUUAUUAGUCCCGAAAAAUCGUAAGAGUACUGGAGAUGUUUUUUCCCAAGCACUGGAUGAUUCGGAGCCCGCAGUUGAAUCCGAGCCUGUGCGUUCUUCUGCGCGAAUGAUUGAUCGGCGGUCAUCACACUCGCAGAGCGAUAUAUUAGACCGGAAUCGUUCCCGUCGUUCUGGAUUCCAAUCUGCAGAGAGUGCCAGCGAUAACGACAGACCUGCGAAACGGGCAGUAUUCAAAAAACCUUCACAGAAAAAUGUAUCGCGCACUUCGGUUUUUGAUGAAGUUCUCAAUGAUCCCGAGGAGUCAGUAGUCGGCCCGUCGCAGGAACCUACGAAUAGAAAAACUUUUGUGAAGCCGCGCACUACUUUUUUUAAUUCGCCUCGUGGAUCUGCUUCUCAGAGUAGAAAGAGCGGGAGUCAGCAGCUGGGUUCAAAUGAAGACAAAGAUAAAGAUGUCGAUACUGAUGAUGAUGACACUGAUGAUAAUUUAGCAUCACAACAGCGCCCAUUCUUCAGGCAACACAAUAGAAAUUCGAGUAAUCCUUUCGCUAGUAUCAUCAGUGAAAGUGAAUCAGAAAAAGACACCGCCAGUCAGCCGCAUUCUAAGAGUCUAGAUCAGUCAAAAAGAACAGGAGAGCAGUCGGUUGAACCAGAGGUCCCGGAACCAGAAGAGAUUCCAGAGGAACCAGGAGAUGAAGAAGGUUUGAAUGAGUAUGAAAAAUCGUUGGCUUCAGUAGAAAAUAAAACUUUAGUAUCCAAAGAGAGUGAGAAUAAUUUCACUCUACGUGAUUCCGCUGGCAGUGGACACUCUGAUUCUCGGCAGAGUAAAAAUAAAGAUUUGAUGCGGAAGACUUUACGGAGAAGCAGUCGCGUAUUGUCAGGACAAUCGGGUACUUCUAAUAAAUCAUCGACAUCUAGUCUAAGUGAAGUUUAUAAAACUCCAGAUAUCAAUCAAACUGAUUAUCAAAGUUAUCGUACUCAGUACUAUGAACCUAUUGAAGAUGAUGAUGCUGGGACAUUUGAAGCCGACAGUGAAAGACAAAAUGCUGGUGAACACGAUUUGAGACUGAGUCAAGAAAUAGAGAAAAGGGAAAGAGUAAAUAAAAAUAUCGAAAAAGAUUUUGAUUCAAAUUCACCGGAGGUUAAUGAAAAUAAUUUUGAUGAUGAGGAUGAGGAUAAUAUAGUUGAUAAGGAAAACCGCGAGAGUCUUAAUAAUUUAGAGGAUGAUGUCAAUUUUUCUCAAAUGAGAAAGCGUUCAGGGUCGGGAAAAAGUGGAUCACCAACAAAAGCUGGUGAUAAAAAAGCUCGAGUUAGUGCUGAUGACAUUAUUACUGGUCAGCAGGCCAAGGAAAUUACAAAUGCUGACUCCAGUGGGAGACGGAUGACUAGACAAAGUGAAGGAGAUAAGUCGACUAGAAAUAAAUCACACGUUUCUCAGGUUGAUGAGUCGGUGAAGAGUAAGAAGAGUGUAUCAGUAAGAAUGCGGUCCCAGAGCAUUUCUGAGGCUGCUUCGUUGAUAGAACAGUUAGGUGUUGAGGCUGGGAAAGAUGUAAGUCCGAGUAAAUCUGUCAGGAAGACACGAUCUGGGAAAAUUCUUGAAGAGUUAGAGACUGAUAUUCCUGAGGAUGCGGUUCUAGAGUCUGCUAAAGACAACAGACAAUCCAAGUCUUUGAAAAUUGUAGAAAUUUCGAAACAUUCAACGCGUGUUACUAUACGUGAGGAAGUAGGUGAUGAAGACAGGGAAGAAGAUGAGGUAGAAGCUGGAGUUGAAGAUGGGGAAGAACAAGGUUUGGGUAAUUCUACCAGGAAGACUAGGUCUAGAAGAGUUAUCGAAGAUUCAGGGGAUAGUAGUUCUGAUACCAGCUCCGUCAGAAAGAAGAGAAAGGAAGUGUCUGAGAAACGCCAAAGUAUUUUGAAAAGUAUUGUCGGCUCUGAUAGUUCAGAUGAACAGUCAGAGUCUCCUGGUAAAGCUUCUGGUAAGCAGCCCAAGUCCUUGAUAGUGGAACCUCCUAAAUAUUCUUCGACGCGUAUUAAUGAUAUUAAUAAGAGUUCGAGUAGAAAAGAUCAAGAUGAUGAAGAUGAAGAAGAGGAGAGUCAGGAUGUAACCGAGAGUCAAGAUGAUGAGGCUCAAGAAGAAGAAGAAGAGACUCAAGAAGAAGAGGAAAAUCAAAAUGCAACAAAGAGUCAAGAAGAUGAAGAAAAUCAGAAUGCAGUAGAAAGUCAAGAUACAGAAGAAAAUGAGGCUGAAUUAAUUUCCUCGCGUAAACCAUCUAAAAGUUUGGGCUCACCAAAAUAUUCAUCAACUCGUUAUUUAAAUAAAACAGGUGUAAGUUUCAAUGAAGCUGACAGUGAUGAUGAUAUUGAUGAAGAAUUAAAUGAAUAUAUUAAAAAUACAAGUAAAAUGUGUAGUUCACAAAAUAAAAGUAAAAAAUCCAUUAAAAUAAAUCCAACACCUAGUCAAUUACCAUUUCGUGAAAGUGAUUCUGAAGAGUCUGAAGAUGACAAUAAUUUGGAUGGCAGUAAAAUUGGAAAAACUCGCAGUCAAAUUUCGCAGACUUCAACUGGAAAGACAUCCAAGGUACCGGAAGCUGUGGCCAGUACUCCGGGUACUGCAAGAGUAAAUAACAGAGUGUCGACAAAGUCUCGUCUAUCCCAACCUCUAGGUAAUCAGAGGUCUAUUUUGAGUUACUUCGAUAAUCUCAACUCACGACCGUCAUUGCAUAUAAGCACCAAGCCACUAGAGUCUUCGGAUUUUCUGAAAGAAGCGUCCGCCAGGAUGAAAGAAAUAAAAAAGCAACAAGACGAGUUAUUUGCUAAGCAGUUGGAAAAGAAUGCCAGCGUGGCGAAGCCAGUGACCUCAGUGCCUGUAAAAAAGAAGAUUGGGGCAGGUGUUGGCUUGAAGAAGAAAAAUUCAGCGAAUGUUAAAGUGGUCGAUAAAGCGUACAUUGUCAAUGGUCAGGUUUACAAGAGACCCAGACUACCGCGACCCAAGCACUGGGCCACAGAUCGGCUUUACAAAUUUUUGUGGAAGAAAAUGGAGCCUAAGUAUCAGCUGCAGACACGGGUUCGCUCGGAAAAAUUUGUUAAGGACCUUGCGGUUGCUGUGGAAACGAUCAAGAAGAAGAAAAAGUAUGAGAAUUACAAAUUUUUGCUGGAUGAUUUGCUAAAAAAAAUGGCGCGCCUGGGGAUCAUUGAAACCAGAAGAGAUUUUUAUCAUUUUUGCUACGAUUUCUUGCCCUAUGAGUUCAGAGAAAAGGUCACGCCUAUUUUACAUCCUAAUGCCGUUCAUUUGGUUCCAUUUGAGCCCGAUAAAGUUGAUGUGCCCAUACUAAGUUGAAAUGCAUUAAAAAAAUAAACAAAUAAAUGUAUAUAAAAAUUAUUUUGUUCAAGAGUGCGCGUAAUAUUUAAAAAUUUAUAUCGCAAAUAACAACGAUAGUUUGAAGCUUUUUGAUAAAAAAUAUUAUUUUUGUUGUUAAUAUAUUUAAUUCUACUCCACUGUUACCAGGACUUGGUUAUAAGAAAUUGUAAUAAUUACUAGGAGUCGUUAAUGUAAUUAUUCU